This is a messenger RNA of Castor canadensis (American beaver), 1667 nucleotides long. RefSeq names its product coiled-coil domain containing 61 (gene Ccdc61). The record is from RefSeq and is a predicted model, not a curated record. Gene Ontology annotation, cellular component: ciliary basal body. NCBI's taxonomy places the organism in Eukaryota, Metazoa, Chordata, Mammalia, Rodentia, Castoridae.
GGUGUCGCGCCUGGUGUCCGAGAAGCGCGAGUUAGAGGCCCAGCUGGACCGAUCCCGAGAAGAGGCGCUGGCCGGGCGGGCGGCGCGCCAGGAGGCCGAGGCGCUGCGCGGGCUGGUGCGGGGCCUGGAGCUGGAGCUGCGGCAGGAGCGCGGCCUCGGACACAGGACGCUGGGCCGCCGCGGCCAAGACUGUCGCCGCCUGACCAAGGAGCUAGAGGAGGUGAAGGCGUCGGAGCGCAGCCUGCGAGCCCGGCUGAAGACGCUCAACAGCGAGUUAGCCGCGUACAGAAGGGGGAGACGGACUCCGCCCGUGGUGCCGCCCCCGGCCCGGGAAGACCGGACUUCGUUGUCCCGGGAGCGCUCCACGUCUCGUGGCCGGGGUGCCGCCCGUUCCUCAUCCCGGGAGAGCGGUCGCGGGGCCCGGGGUCGCGGCCGGCCCGCCCGCCCCUCGCCCUCACCCACAGGUGGUCGCGCGCCGCGAUUCGACCCCACGGCCUUUGUGAAGGCCAAGGAGAAGAAGCAGAGAGAGAUCAGGAUGAAGCAGCAGCAGCGGAACCGACUGGGCAGUGGGGGAAGCGGUGAUGGGCCGUCCACCGCAUGGUCUCGCCAGGCCCGGCCUCCCGCCGCCGUGACUGGCCGAGGGGACGCAGCUAACCGCUCUCGGAACCGCAGCUCCUCGGUGGACAGUUUCCGCAGCCGCUGCUCGUCUGCCAGCUCCUGCAGCGAGUUUGAGGAUUUCUCUGAGUCGCUCUCCAGAGGCCUUCGCUGCCGCGGCCGUGGGAAGGCACUCAGUCCCACACCCUGGAGUGGGUCCAAUAUGAAGUCCACCCCUCGGGAACGCAGCAAUCAUCAAAGACGCCUGGCCAACUCAGGCGGCUGGGUCCCCAUCAAAGAGUACAGCUCCGACCACCAAGCGGCUGACAUGGCCGAAAUAGACGCCCGCCUGAAGGCCUUGCAGGAAUACAUGAACCGACUGGACACGCGGUCAUGACCAUGGAGAGGUGGUUCUGCCCCUCACCCCACCCUCCAGUGGGUUAUGGUAUGGGACAGGGCCGGGGUCCUUCCAACCUCCCCAAGCCCUGCCUCUCCAGGUGCUCCUGGGAUCUCAGGCCUGUGAGGCCCUGACCCUGCCCUCUUCCACGCAGUGCAUGCUGGGAGGGAGGGUAUGUGCAUUUGUAAAUAAAUAUGUUUGUCCUUGGGACCCCUUAGCUUAUGACUGCAGGGUGGGGGUACAGUGGAGAGAAAUGAGGAGGAUGGGGCAUAUAAUUGGGGCCUGGGGGUGUUUUGGCAUCUGUGAUGGGGGUUUAGGCUCAGGAAAACCCUGCGUUACAAGGGGAGCCCUUGGGGUGGCAGUGACAGCCCGUUUCCCAAGGAGUCCAAGCAGAGAUUCUGCAGGAUGGCUUUGGCUGUGUGGUGGGGAAGGGAUUCUUGCAGUAUGGUCCCUGCCUGGGAGGAACCCUGAGCUGCUGUUGGUGACAUCUGAGCCUGCUGUGUGCUGAUUCCUGGGCUCUGACCUGAGACCUCUGGGUUCUGAGCUGUGAUGUUGCUGCCGAGCUGGGAUCUCCGGGGUCUUGGUUCAGGGUCGGGGCCUCUGGGUUCUGAGCAGCAGUGAGGACAGAGCUUUGGGAGGAUGGGGGCUGGCUGGGGUCUUGUGGGAGGGAGAAGGA